Molecule: messenger RNA, 4570 nt
Organism: Malurus melanocephalus (red-backed fairy wren)
Lineage: Eukaryota; Metazoa; Chordata; Aves; Passeriformes; Maluridae
Gene: RAB43
Product: RAB43, member RAS oncogene family
Exons: 3
Coding region: 62-709 (215 amino acids)
Biological process (GO): protein secretion; regulation of exocytosis
Molecular function (GO): GTP binding; GTPase activity
Source: RefSeq, a predicted model, not a curated record
GCGGGCGCUGCGCAGAGCCGGCUGCCCUCGGCCGCGGGCGGAGGCCGGAGCGCGCCCCGCCAUGCCCGGAGUGGCCGCGCUGGGCGCCGGCCCCGACCCCGAGGAGAGCUACGACUUCCUCUUCAAGCUGGUGCUGAUCGGGGACGCCAGCGUGGGCAAGACCUGCCUGGUGCAGCGCUUCAAGACCGGGGCCUUCGCCGAGCGCCAGGGCAGCACCAUCGGCGUGGACUUCACCAUGAAGAGCCUGGAGAUCCAGGGCAAGCGGGUGAAGCUGCAGAUCUGGGACACGGCUGGCCAGGAGAGGUUCCGGACCAUCACCCAGAGUUAUUACCGCAGCGCCAACGGAGCCAUCCUGGCCUACGAUAUCAGCAAGAGAGGCUCCUUCCUGUCCAUCCCUCGCUGGAUCGAGGACGUGAGGAAGUAUGCUGGGUCCAACAUAGUGCAGUUACUGAUCGGAAACAAGUCUGACCUAAGUGACCUUAGAGAGGUUCAGCUGGAGGAAGCUCAGAGCCUUGCUGAACGCUACGACAACAUCAUCUGUGCCAUUGAGACCUCUGCGAAAGACUCCAGCAACGUGGAGGAGGCUUUUGUGAAGAUGGCUACGGAGCUCAUGAUGAGGCAUGGAGGGCCCAUGUUCAGUGAGAAGAAUACUGACAGCAUCAAGCUUGACAGCAAAGACGUUGUAGAAGGCUGGGGGUGUGGUUGCUGAUAAGAGCUURGUGAUCUCCCUAACUUUACUGGAAUUUAGAUGGUGCUUCACCCUAAUGCUGAGUAGCAUGGUAGCCAUAUUCUCCUCCUCCUCCUGUGAAACCAGCAAUUUUGUAGAAGUUAGACACAAUCCUGUUUGCUUUGGUGUCUUAUUUUUAAAAAGGGACUUUUGAGAGGUAGUCCUAAAAGUCAGAUCCUCUGAAAAACUUACUCAACAUUUGUCCCCACCAUUUUAUUUUCUGCAACCUUCAUACAAGUUACAAAAAUGGAGGAAACUACUCUGAACUUGGUAUUUUGGGGUGGGAAAACAUUUUGUUGGGGAAGAGACUGAUGCAAACCCAAAAGUCAAAAUAUUUAGCACAGGACUGGUGGCAAAGGAGGUCACUUUUGGAMUAGGCAAUCUUGACAGUGUCUCUUCAAAUCCUCAGCACUCCACUACUGACCAGAAAGUGACAGUGUCUUUGAUAAAGGUAUUUCAAGGGUYAUAAUAGCCAAGAUUUUGCUUACAGGACCAAAUAGCAGUCACCUGUCCYAGGGCAUGGAUUGCUAGUUACUAUUGGAACAAGCCCAGGUGGGGGAGCCUUCUCUCAGGUUUUGUUAGAAUUUGAAGUUUGUAUUUUAACAGAAAGCAAGAGGAGCCUGAGCAAUAUCACGUGAUUUGCUGUCAAGCAGGAUUGGACCAGGGUGGUGAUUUCAUACAGCCUUGAGGAGAGGGAAGAUGCAUUUCAUUUGCUAUUGUUUGCACAGCGAUAGCUCCUUUUUUCCAAGUGGAAGUAUCACUGAGUUUUUGCCCUCAGGUCUCAUCAUUUCAUUCCACAACUCAAGACCUGCACCACUGGAAACAGGAACUGGAGAAACCUUGAACUGACUGUAGCCAAGAUCUCUUGCCAUGUGCCUAAAGGUGAUAUACAGGGUUCAUUCUGGUGGUACAUUUGAUGUUAUGUUACCAGACUGCAUAAGUGGCGUAAGUGGAUUUGAUUUUUUUAUUGGUUUUGUUUUUUUAAACCAUCUCUUUAAAUACCAGUAAUGGGAAGGAAGACCUCAGAAUAGCUGAAAACUGCAUGCAUUGCAGCUUCUUGGUUGUAAGAAACCAAUGUCUUUUUGAGCAAUUCCCUCCCAGCUUUGUACCCAAAUGUUUCCCUCUCCCUAUCACAAGUUACCAGUUGCUUUUCAUUUCUUGAAAAUAUGCAGCAGGAAAAAUCUUUCAUAGUUGAUCAAAAGUCUAUAUUAGGCAGAAUAGAUUUCAUAAUCCAGCUCCAUCUGGUUCUUUCAGGUGCAGCUCUUUAGUAUACGUAGAUGUAGCUGAGGUACUGAUGGCAGCAGUCCUCUGGAUUUACACKCUCAGGCACCUUACAAAAGUGGAUUUGCAAAGGGAGCAGGAGCAGCAAUAUUUUUAACUCUGCAGAUAAAGCARAUGUGUUAAGGGAUGGCAAGUGAUUUUUGCAAUCCUGAUAAUUUGAAGGAGCUUAUUUUCAAAAAGCAUCCAUUUGAAAUCAAGUCACUUGUUUCUGAAAAGUCUUGAUCAAAAAGGACUUGAAUUGUUUUGCUACUAGGGCUGCACCAGUUUAGUCAUCCAACAUAUCCAGUGUCAUGAAAAUAAGGAAGAUUAAGGAAAGGGCUAAUGGAUACUAAUUUUAAUACUGUUCAUCUUCCUGUAGAAAAUAUUAAACUAUUCUCUGCUCUUUCUGGUUUUUUAAACUGUGAGGUAGAUAGCUGAGGAGUAAUGUAUGCUUUGUAGCCUGUUUGCUUCUAUCUAAGGGGUUAGUUUUCAAAUUUUAUAGUUGUAAGAAUGAAAAGGCCUUAAAUUUUUCAACUAGUAUAGUUUUCACAAUUCUAAUAUUUUCUAUGGAAGGGCAGGCUGAGCUGCAGUAGCAUUUGGUAGCAUUUUUUGAUGGUUUUCUAGAAUAUUUCCAGCUUUCCUACAUCCAAAGACAGUAGGCAGUAAAUGUCCAGCUAGACACUGAAAAUGAGAAUUAUCCAAACUCUAGAGUUGUUGGUGUAUUCCCUAUAUUCUACUCUCAGGAGAAACUGUGAAGAUGGUCCAAACUAAAACUCAGUCCUGGUGACUGCUUUUCCUCCUGGUGAGAUGGUCCUUUAGGUACAGAAUAUUUGCAAGUAUUUGACUUUAUAUCAUCACACAUUAGAGUUUAUAUCUGUAGCUCAUGGGCSUGCAGUUCUGCUUGAACAUGGCCCCCCAGGAAAGCUCAGCCUCCCACUAUUUGCAGAUUAGUGCCAAAUAUUGAAUGCUGAUAAAAAUUCACAUGCAUUUAAGAACAGUAUUGCUACUUCUCACACUGAAAUCCACAGUUUACAUAGUAACUCUUCUUAAAACUGGAACAAGAAGCAAAAUGAACAUAAAUCCUGCUUCCAGUGAAGUCAGUGRAUGAUUGUGGUUUUGCAGUAGAUGAAGAACUGAGAAAUUAUUGAUCGGUUUUCUUAGUUUUGCGGGUUUUUUAGUAAAUAAGUAGAAUUAAAUCAGGCAGUACAUUUUUCAUUACAAUUUGCCUGGAUAUUUCUCUUAAACUAGGCUUGAAGGGUAAGGCUCUGUCUGCAGGUCUGUCUGUUUCAGUCAGAAAACGUGCAAUACAGCAGCAGUGAUUUGUUUGCUGUACUUUAAAUGRAGGCACCAAUUCAAAUUAGUUUUCWUYUUUUUGCUGCAGAAAACGAAAACUAUGGCUUUAAAUUAGUUUUGUCUUGUAACUCUUGGCUCUUCUGGAUUGUAACAAGUGUAAUACAAGUUUGCAUGCCUUGCUAACUGAACAAAAGAGCACAAAGAAAUAGUCUGAAGACUUGGUUUAUUUUUCAGGUUAGCAGAUGUGAAUGAUGGUGUUUGGGCUGUCAGUAAUUAAAGUUUAUUUUGAUUACCAAACCCUUCCUUUGUUCACUGGCAGAAGCACAGUGCUCACUAGGCUGAGAGUUUCUUGRCCAGAAAUAAACAGUAAAUGUAGAGCUUUGCACUGCCCUGCUGAAAACUUUGUUAAACCUCUGACUCACACACAGCUACAGAAUUCAAGCAUUAGRAAGAUUGCUGGUUUAACUCCAUUAAUCCUAUUGAAACCAAAAGGAUACCUGGGUGAGGAGAGGGAGUAGCAAUAAACCUGUGAUUUACRGGUAAAAACCUGAUUUUCAACUCUUAGGGUAUAAAUGGGCACUGGUGUCUGUUGAGUGAAUAAUUCAGAAGCGCUUGUUCAGAGUUCACAGCAUAAACAUUUGCCAAGAAACCUGUUUACUGGCAGUUGAACAUUAACAAGACUAYGGUGCAGUAAUUGCUUUUAAGCAGAUCCCCUUGGCCUGUCAUGUAUUUGCAUUAGAAUUUAUCAUUUAUUUUUGGCAGUACCGAAGUGUGCAAAAAUUUUACAAAAGCACAGAAGGGGGGACAUUGAUCUCUGCCUUGUAACACUUGGGAGUGGAAUGCAGAGGCAAAUACUGAAAUGAAAUCAUCAGCAGAAUGUGGUUCCCAGGAGCAUGGCCUUUGUUAUCCUUUGUAUUGAUUUURCUUUAAGCUGAUUUUGUCUCCAGUUUCUCAUCCAGUCCAUCAUCAUGGAUGGAACUUGUGCAAUUAUUUAUAAUUAUGUAAAUACAAUACCAAAUAAAUGUYAGCCCAGAAACCAGCUAAUAUUUGCUUUGCAAAGCAAAAUUUGGGAGAAACGAGAAUACUUAAAAACAGAGAAGUCCUGGUGAUUUUCUUACUCUCAUUGUACUGGAAAGUAGUAUUUUUAGGGAGAAAAACUCCAAAACUAAAUGAAGGACAGCUAAUACCACUACUAGCUUUUCUAUUAGCUAAUAUUGAUAGAUUUCCAAGAACUUCACCAAAAGUGGAGCUCUUGCUCAUUUUCUUCCUUUGCCUUUAAAGAUUCUGUUG